Messenger RNA from Ostreobium quekettii, 2046 nucleotides. The record is from the annotation of a GenBank genome assembly. Lineage: Eukaryota; Viridiplantae; Chlorophyta; Ulvophyceae; Bryopsidales; Ostreobiaceae.
AUGGGAGGGAGGCUCUUGUGCCGCCUUCUCAGUGACGAGUCCAGGACGUCCCUGCUGACCGGAUCGGUCCACAUUCCAAGCAAGGCAUCCCAGGGAGGAUGUGCAAUGCCUUCGGUACUUGAGCUUCCGCACAAUGACAACUCAGCUGUGCCCUUGCGCGGAGCACGUUCCAGGGUGCUUGCUGAUGGGCCCAAGCAGUGGGGGUGUCUCCACACUGCUGUGGGGGGAGGCAGCGGCACCAGCAGCCAGGAUACAAUGCCCCACAGCGAGAUGACCCAUUCGAUCAAAAGCCAGCCCAAUGUUGUCAAGGACGUCUUGUUGUUAAUGGAAAAGAUGGCACAACUUGCAGAUGCCUCACUGGGUACCUCUGAUGCAUCCCGCUUGAAGGAUAUGUGUGCUCAGUCUCUCCCUGCCCUGCGUGAUUUGUUAGAAAUUAGAAAAGCUGACCUCCUGCCGAAGGAGGUGGCAAGGCUAAUCAUCAUUUUCAGCAAGUUGAACUUCUCAGAUGAACUUAAGAUAUGGAUUUUGGAGGAGCAUGGUUGGACGUUGGUUUUUUUGAUGGAGAAGUUUGUGGAUCAGAUGUCUGAACUGCAUUGCAGAGACGUGGGUGAUGUUGUGUUUGCUUUGGGAAGGUAUGGGCUCCAGGUUCGCAAGGCCCUUGGCCCUAAGGGGCACAUCGAUUCCCUGUUGACCAAGGUCCUGGAAUAUACAAAGGCUCUUGCAAGGGAUAUGACAGCUGAUGACUUGUCCAAGGUCAUCAGUGGCAUUGCAAACACGAAAUAUCGCGACGAAGCUUACUUGCUGGCCAUGGCAGACCAUUGUCGUGCAAGACUGAACGAGUUCCGACUUGAACACCUCGCACGGGUGAUCUGGGGGCUUGCUCGUCUAGAAGUGGUGUACUCCGACUGCAGGCCCUUUUUGGAUGCAGUGGUGCCCCUGAUAUUGGAGAGAAGGUCUGAGUGCCUCCUCCCCGAAUACGUGUCUGACUUUGUUUGGGCCGCACACAAGAUGAAGUGGGAGGGCAUCGAUGACAUGUUGAGCGUGAUGUGCAAGAUGGCGGACAAGGCAAUGGAUGCAUUCAAGGGAGAGCAAUUUGCCCCCUUGCUUCUUGGAUUGCAGAAGCUCCGGUACUAUCCUGGGGAUGGCUUCCUACGACGGGCCUUGGGCGCUUGUGCUCUGCAGCUGCCCGCAUUCACGCCAGCCAUGUUGACCACAUGUCUGGUUGCUGUGGCUGAUUUCGGAUUCCAUCACCAGCAGUUUGUAGAUGCAGCUCGCAGCUAUUGCUUGAUGCUGGACAAGCCGUUGGAGACAAAGCACUUCUUUGACAUAUCAUGGUCGUUUGCAAUUCUGAGCUGCAUCGACACAGACAUGUUCAAAUGGAUGGCUGAACAAGUUGGAAACUUGAGCAAGCACCACUUGGACGACAUGCACCGGCGGCAAUUCUAUCAGUGUUUGCUGGACGUCCACAUUUUGCACCCAAGAAUAGCUGAAAGCAUUCGAUUGAGUCCUGAAUUUGAAGAGGACUGCCAAAGAAGCUGGAGUGAAAGCCUGCGGUGGCGAAAGCACACUGCACAGCCUGUGUUUGACGCAUGCUCCAUGGUGAGGAAGAUGGGGUUCACCUGCACACGUAGUGAACUCAUAUUUGGCAAGAGGUUUGCAAUCAAUGCGGUGAGGCACAGGGGACUGGAGCAAAGAUUUGCUUUAGAGUUGGACGUCACCUUCCGCAACGCUCCAAACAGGCUCUUGGGCCCGCAAAUUUGGAGGCGUCGUGUGUUGAGGGCAUUGGGUUGGGGUAUUUUGGACCUCAGCCAGUGGAAGUGGGCGAUGAUGUCAAGGAAAGAUAGGGACUUAUAUCUGCAGAAGAAAAUACUGCAUUUAUUGUCAGAAAAGAAGCAUGGGUUUGCUGGAAUUGGCAACAAACCUGCAGGGUGUUCGUUGAGGAUUGGCGACUCUUGCCAAUCUGUGCAAGAGUAUAGUAGAAAGGUGCAUCACAGUGAGCGUGGUAGCGAACGUUUUGGGCUUCCUCGAGGUCUCGAACAGGGGUAG